CAUUCAUUUAGUUCAUUCUUCAAACUUUUUCAUUCAUUCACUAAAGUAAACUUUCUCAGUGGCAGACGUUGUACUUGUUUCUAAUUCUAAAAUAUUUUUUUUAUUUAUUAAUUGAGUUAGCUAUUUGCAUAAAUAUUACAUGUGCCAUUUUAUAUUAUCCAGCGCUAAUUCAUUGUACUUCUAAUACAAGUAACAGACCAGUUUACUCUAAAACAGUGUAUCAAAUUUGGAUUUUUUCGUGUUGUUUAUUUUUACAACUGUAAAUUCCUCUUGUCUUGUAAACAAUUUGUUAUAAUUUGUGAAUAUGGCUGGCAAAUUCUACUUCGUAGUAGCGUUAGUAUGUAUAGUGCCGUUAGUAUACGCAUGUAAUGAAGCCAUUUGUGCCAGUGUGGUGUCUAAAUGCAUGUUGACCCAGUCAUGUAAAUGUGACCUGAAGGAUUGUUCCUGCUGUAAGGAUUGUUUCAACUGCCUCAGCUACUUGUACAGCGAGUGUUGCAGUUGUGUUGACAUGUGUCCAAAACCAAAUGACACACAAACGGAAUUAUCCAAGACAUCUUAUGUGGAGGAGUUAGCUGAUGGUGUGCCCGGACUCUUUGCUGCCCUCACCAGUGACCCAGACCCUCAACAGAGGUGGCUCUCCAUCACAUACCCAGUGGACAUUGAUUUGUCAGCCUACAGAGCUGUUCCGGAGAAAACUGUUGUUUUUCACUUACAGAGCGUGGAACAGGAUUCGGAGCCAGUGAACCGUGACAUCGUGACUCUGAACUGCACCGUUGCGUACAUGUCUCAGUGCAUGUCUUGUGACAAGUGCCGCGCCUCCUGCAGGUCUAUGGGCGCUAACAGCUUGAGAUGGUUCCACGAUGGAUGCUGUGAGUGUGUGGGAGACAAAUGUUUAUCUUACGGGAUUAAUGAAAGCAGAUGUUUGGCGUGCCCAGGUGGCAAGGAGACCACAGUGAAUUCUCUUGACGAGGACCUUACGUAUGAUGACCUAGACUACGGCGAGGAGGUCGACGCCCAAUCUGUUUAAGGAACAGUCAUUCUUCAGUCAAUUGUUUCAAGAUCUGUGGAGAUUUUGGUGGUAAUACAAUGGCGACCUUAUUACGUCGUUAUUUUAGUUGUAAUUUGUCUGUGGAUUAUGUUAUGGUGUGUAAAAAGGUUGGUGUCAAUGUUAAUUCCUUUUUUUGUUUCAAACUGUAUACUGGCUGGUUAUAACAUUAUUAGUUGUUUGCGAUUUUGAAUUGUAUUCGAAUAAAUUUUAAUUUGCUCUAUUUGCAAGUUACAUU
Messenger RNA from Spodoptera exigua (beet armyworm), 1283 nucleotides. NCBI's taxonomy places the organism in Eukaryota, Metazoa, Arthropoda, Insecta, Lepidoptera, Noctuidae. The record is from the annotation of a GenBank genome assembly.